Molecule: messenger RNA, 1026 nt
Organism: Ogataea angusta
Lineage: Eukaryota; Fungi; Ascomycota; Pichiomycetes; Pichiales; Pichiaceae
Exons: 1
Coding region: 1-1026 (341 amino acids)
Source: RefSeq, a predicted model, not a curated record
AUGAACGCGCCUCCGCACUAUGACGGCCAUGAGCGCGAUAGCACUUGCCGACCCCCUGAGUACACACCCGCAGUGCACCAUGUGUCUCUGAAUUUCCUAUACCAGGAGAAAACCAGGGGCAAAAGAAGGAUUGCCUCUUACGAGCCCAUAAUUUUUGAGAUAAAUUCAACACAGGUGAAUAUUUACGACAUUCACCACUUGUACAGAAAGUACGCGUGCUUCUAUUUAGACAAGCUUCGUCCUGAAUACAUCGAUCCAGAACUCAACAUCAAAGUGGAGCCCUUGGGGUCUGACGCGGGAGAAGUAUAUUCUAGGGAAUACGGGCGCGUGGACCCUACAGGUACCAGACAGAUUAUUCGGAGACUAUCUGCUGGCAGAAAGGACAAGCCUGUGAUUCUCACUGAAGCUCAGUUGGCAUCCAAAAAUUGUGAAAGAAUACACCAGCUGCUACUGCAUCGUCCUGAUUUUCGUAAGUUGACGUCAGUCGAUAAAGAUGAGACGGACAAAACACUGCAACUGGUCAAAAGAGCCAAACUGUUUACUUUCUCUUUGCAGGAGCUGAUAGACUUUGGCAAUGCUGCAGAUUACCCACACAAGCCGUUCACUCUUCGUCUUUUGUUCCCGCAGGACCAAUUUCUCUUAACGUCAUAUAAUUCAGCAACAUUUGUGGGAAUAUACUACAAGCUCAACAUUGCCAGAGAGCUGUCACUUGACCUCGAUAUGCGUGCUGAGAUGCCGAUCGAUCACUCUGUGCCUCAAAGAAGGCUAUCAGGCCGAGCAAGUCGAUCCGGCAGCGUCGCAACUACUGAGUCGUCGAUUGCUAGCGUUGAUAGCUGCGGUGAGGACGAGGAGUCUCUUUUCUCGGAACCCCUCCACCUCGAAGCUACAAAUGCUUCCGAACCUGCCCCUCAAAAGGAUCCAGAUGAUUCAAGGCAGCCCUUCAAUAGUAAAAGGAAAGAUAUUGAGCGGUACAAAGAGUUAGUCUACACAAUCAGAUGCAUCAAGAUAUUCAAGAGUUCAAAUUAG